Messenger RNA from Bactrocera oleae (olive fruit fly), 10614 nucleotides. RefSeq names its product SUN domain-containing ossification factor. NCBI's taxonomy places the organism in Eukaryota, Metazoa, Arthropoda, Insecta, Diptera, Tephritidae. Gene Ontology annotation, biological process: protein folding in endoplasmic reticulum. Gene Ontology annotation, cellular component: membrane; cytoplasm. The record is from RefSeq and is a predicted model, not a curated record.
ACUAUUAUGUAAAUGUUAAUGAAGUGGAUUUGUUAUUUUUACCGAUUCCGAUCGCAUACGAAAUAAGCAACACACGAAGCGCAACACUGCCAGCGAACAAUUUUCAACGAGUAUAUUUGAGGUCAGUUGAGCACGGCGACCGUUGAGUGCCUGGACUUAAGUCUUAAGUAUUCAAAGUGUCCGAAAAGUGCCUAAAGUCACUCUUUGCUUUGUUUAUCCAUAUUUCAAGUCGUUUGCAAUUAUAGAAAAUGUCUUUUUCAAGUGUGUCUUGAAACAGUAAGCGCGCUCACGUGUGGCUACGAGUGUGUCGCUCUGUGUGUAUAUGUGUGUAAAGGAAGUGCCAAGUCGCAAUGGAGGAAGUAAUAGAUGCGCGUUUUUCCACUCAUAGGCACGGAAUUUAAGCGCCAAGUGUACUUAUUCGAUAUGUAACACGCGUGUCUAAUUUGUUAUUGCAUCACCUUAUGUCUUAAAAGCGCAUUAAAAUGUCAAUAUUGCUACAUUUCCCUUAGGUUCAGGUACUGAGUAUAAGAAAUAUUUGUAGAUCACUUAAAUGUGCUCGAUUUUUUGGAAAAAUUGGUAUGAAAUAAAUAAAUAAAUUUAAGUGUCAAAAAUAUAUUAGUUAUAUAACAGUAAUGCAAUUACAAAAGGGCACUUCAUGUGAGUUUAUUACUCACACUAGUUCAAUUUUUGUUCAAGCAAAAACUGUCCACUUUAGAAGCAUUAGAGUCACAGUGUUGCAAUUCGGAAUAGUAAUUUAUUAAUUCUUUGCAAAGUUCUCUAAAUAUAGUCGAAGUAAGGUAAUGAAUUUUUUUUUUGUAAAAUUUGACCGGGACUGGUCCAUAUAAACAACGCGUGCAAAACGAAAUGAUAAUUUUUUUUUCUAGAUAGCUAAAACCUUUAUUUUAUGAGGAACAGCAGAGGAUCUUAACAUUAUUUUUGCUGAAAGCCCUGAAGGCCAUCCCAGAUUCGAUUUCAAAAUUUUCAUUACUGACAGUGAGAUGUGGUCGGGUCCAGUAAGAUCCUGUUGCUCGAAGCAUGUAUUUCUGAUAAAUAUUGUAUAUCUACAGAGGUAAGCUUCAUAUAUUGUAUAAUUGCUUUGUCGAUAUCGUCAUAUGAUAUACAUAUAUAGGCCAAGCCGACUUCUGUGUCGAUAGUUUGAAAAUGAAUAGCAGAUCUAUUGUCAGAAACUCUGAAUUUGUGAUUUUUGGUCACUAUAGAAGAACCUGGGCGCGGAAAUAAGCCACUCCACUCUCAGAAUGUAUUGCAAAUAGAUCCAAAUUGACCACUGCUCUAUUUGAUUUCCUGAUAUUUGAAAAUCGCAGCUUGGUUAAAACUUCAGACCAGGUUCCCUUAAGUGCGUUUUUUUUUGUUAUCAUUUCAUUUUAUUCUGUAAAAUAGCGUAGCUUGUUUUAAAGCGCUCUUCGAAGGGCUAUUGAAUUUAUUUAUAAUUUUAGAUUCUUCAGAACUCAUUUUCCAAAUCCGCAAUCCACUGAAUGGAAUUCUACUACUUUAAAGUUAUGGAGAUCCGCAAUAAAUAAAAAAGUGCCCAUACAUGAAACUCACAUAAAUGCGCUGUAGAAAAAGCAAAAGCAAUGAUUACAACUAUCGGAGCAAUGUUGACAGUGAUUCAUUAAUUUGACGCAGCACUUCCUUGGCAGUGGUGGUGGUCAAAACACGAGCCAUAGCCACACGCGUUUGCAUACGAAGCCGAAGUUUUUAUAAAGUUGCUGCGUUUGCAUUUUGCCGGUGCCGAGUUGGUGUCAUUAGCUGACAAAGCGCAGCAAUACGCAUUCGUUUUGUCGUUUGACUGAGUCUCGGCUUAAGUUGUUGUUGCUGCUAUACCACAUAUCAGCCCACACACGCUCGAAUGUUGAUUUAUUUCUUACUUCACUAUCUUUAUUAUUGCGAUUUUAUAAGUUUACAGUAAUUUUUAUCUUUUGAUGCGACGGUAGUAGAAUAAGUAUAAGUGAUUUUAUUUUUAAAAUGUUCUCGUAAAUAGAAGUAAGUGCUCAUCUCUGAAUUCGAGAUUUGAAGCGAACUUUCAACGGCGUGGUGGGUUUAAAAAGCCAUCGAUGCAGCAGAAUCCUUCGUCUGUUCGUGUCGGAGGAUCAAACAAAUAGUAAACACAAGAGAAAAUUUGUUGCGUGUUGCUGGACUCGUGCAGCUCGUAUAAACGCACUGAGCGACACCAAAAGAGAAUUUCCUGAUAAUGAGCAACAAAAGAUUUCGUAUGUAAACCCAGUCUGACAAAUUAUUGAGGAAAUGAUUUACUUCCAAAACUAAAAAAUACCGAAAGAGCCUGGAAGCUGUGUUACUUACUUGUAGUAGAAUGCAACAUGGCUACAAGGAUGCCGGAUCCAUUGUACACUAAUUUAAAAGAAUAAGGCUGCUUUGAUGCCACGUUAGACCGAUUUUCACAGUUAUAGGACCUGCUGGUACACAUUUUUAAUAAAGCUUAACUAAAUUGUUUAUAUUAAUUGCCGUGAGUAAAUUUAUUGGCCAUAAUAGGUGCGUGCCCAUGCCUAUUACCGUAGUAAAAUUGAUAAUAACUUUUAAUUGCCAUAUGCUAUGGCCCAGAGCCAAUCUUUUUCUUUUGCUCUCAGUUAGUUGCACAAUUAUUUGAUUUUUAUUGAUUUAAUUACACAUGCGUGUAUUUGUUGUACAUUUUACUUUGUCGCACAUUUCUUUUGCACGCAUUAUUUAUAUUGCUUUAACUGACAGCUGCUUUUCAACAGGGCCUCAAGCUGCAUUGUUACGUUGUUGUAUUUAUUUAUUGUUGCUUUUGUUUUUGCAUUUACGACAACGGGAAGGCGGCCGCAUCGAACGCAGGCGCUGCACCUGUGGCUACAUGUUUGUUGUGGUUAAUUUACUUGUACGCAUUACGCUUAGUUGUUGUUUAGUUGUUAAUUUUUAUUUAUUUUUUUUGUAUUUUUAUUUAUUUUUAUUGCUUUUCAUUUAUUGCCACUGCGCUGUCGAUUAAAUAUGACAACAUUUUUUUGCAACAAAAAAGUUAUACGCUCUGCACUCCGGUAUUUUCCUCGAGUUUUUCUCACUUUUCCACCUGCGCGCUCUUUUGCUCUCGCGCGCCUUCUCACACACAAGCUCAUCAGCCGCAGCUGAGCACUCUUAUCGAUUCUGCAACACAUGUUGUUGCUGUUGCCGCUUUGCAGUCGGCAAUCAGCUGCUAUUGGUUCGGUGCAAUUGUUGCUGCAAAUGCAAACGCGCCGACUUUGCAGACACUGUUGUUGUGCAUGUGCAUGUGCAGUUCACAUUAGAUUCGCUAUAUUUUGUUGUUAUUAAUGUCGCCCACUUUUUUGGUUUGGCUUACACCCAGUUGUGUGUUGUUGCUGUUGUUUUGGUUAUUGCUUUUGCGGCAACUUACUCAAAAAUGCAUUGACUGCUCAGCAGCAGUUGUUGUUGUGUUUCUUCAUAUGUAUGCAUUGCAUAUUUCUUGUAUAUCGCACUUUUUACCAGCAUACUUUUAGCCUUGCCGCUUGCCUCUUUGCGGUUUUCUCCGCCGCCAAUCUGUCAACUCGGUGUUGCCACUCACUCGUUGGCAGCGCUGUGCAAUUUGCACACUUGUGGCGCAGCGCGCUCCAUAAUUAUUACAAUUUCAUUGGAUUAUCGUUCAGUUUCCACUGAGUUUUCCACGCGUUCGUAUCGAGCGGCGCUCUGGUGUCGCGUUAAACCGCGUGACGCGCGCGUUGCUUUAUUGCACCAUACGCCUCCUUAUUUUAUUUAACACUUAUAUACAGCCACACACAAGUGCCAUCCAAGGGACGAGUGGACGCUUUGAUGUCCUGCCAUAUAAAUUAAUAUACGUCUACGUAUAUAUUUAAGGACGCUAAGUUUGAUUUUUUUUUUUUGCAAAGAAGAAGAUAAUUGCAAGUGUUUACGCGUUCGGCUUCGCAGAAAGUGUGCUUGUGUUCGUUUGUUUUGUUUUUGUGCGUUUCCGUACGCAUCCUAUUUGCGUGUUUCUAUGCAGAGUUGCAAAGAAAAUAAUUUUUUUUUUCGUUUUCUAAAAUAUUUUUAUAUUUGUUAAGUGAUAUACAGUGCCGGCAGUGCACUUUCACGAAAGCUAUCUGUGCAAAUUAGCAAUCAAAUAAUUCAAAAAUCAUAAUGUUGCUGAAAAUCGUAACGAAUUUCGUUUGUGGUGAAUUGAAGAAAGUCAAAACUAAUUUGACGAUGUUCUUGAUCUUCUUCUGGGUGAUUUGGUUCUCGCAGUUGAUUGCCAUCUCGACGAUGUUUCUCAGCUUGCCGGAUAUUACCGAGAUUCCCACAAUCACUGUGACUGAGUUGCCAUUGGAAAUACUAGAGCCCACGCGCGGCAAUAUCGAAGCACUCAUCAUUGAUGCCGCAAAAGAGACCAUUGCGCGUGAGCAUGAAAAUCAUACAUUGGAUGUGUUGGAGAAUAGCAGUGAGGUUAUAAGAAAGGACGAAGAAAUCAUCAAAUUUGACGACUCUGGUGGCGGUGAACACAAGCAGCCAACGCUGACGGACGCAGAGCUCACUUCUAGCGAAAUUCCACAAAACAUUCCAAUUGUUAAUGCCACCAAAGCGGCGAUGAAGAAUCUUGCAGCAACGCAAAAUGAGAGCGCUAGCCAAGCUACUGCCGCCCCUGCCGAAGGAGACACCCCGACUGGUGAUAACAAUUCCGGUAAUACCGUAAAUCUUACUGUCGAAGAGGUGCCCAUACCGGUAUUCUCCGAAUGGGCCCAAAAGCAAAUGGAGGCUGCUGAGAAGCAGCAGGCAAAAGAGCAGGAGGUAGUUAAUACCGCCACGCUGAAAAAGAAUCAAGAAUCAACCAAUGGGGAUGGCAAACGUGCAGCGCCGCUUAAAAUGCGCAACAAGAACUAUGCAUCGCCCGAUUGUGGCGCCAAAAUAAUCGCCUCCAAUGCAGAUGCGAGCAAUACGGGUGCAGUGUUGAGCUCCUCAAAGGACGAGUACAUGUUGAGUCCCUGUGGCAAUCGCAUUUGGUUUGUCGUCGAACUCUGCGAGGCGAUACAAGCUCAAAAAGUCGAAUUAGCCAAUUUUGAGUUGUUCUCUUCGUCGCCGAAAAAUUUCACUGUUGCUGUCUCAAAUCGUUUUCCCACACGUGAUUGGUCGAAUGUGGGUCGAUUCAUAGCGGAAGAUAAGCGGAAUGUGCAAAGUUUUGACUUGCAUCCACAUUUGUUUGGCAAAUUCGUACGCGUUGACAUACACUCACACUACUCCAAAGAGCAUUUCUGUCCCGUGUCACUUUUUCGCGUUUUCGGCACAUCAGAGUUCGAAGCUUUCGAAACAGAGGAUACACCUCACACCGAUUUGGAUGAUUUCGAUGAUGAUUUCGGGCAAGAACAAGUGCAUGCGAAGAGUGCUGAUACGAAUCUCUUUAAGUCCGCUUCGGACGCUGUACUCUCGAUCGUCAAAAAAGCGGCCGAAGUGCUUGUCAAACCCGCAAACCAACAGAAUACGACACACACACGCACGCAAACACAUACAACGCAGUGCCGUACACCCGCAACGGGACCUUAUAACUGCGUCGACUGUAGCCAAUCGUUAGUAGCGCGCAUCAACAAUGCACUCUCCUGUGAGUAUCAAUCUCUGCAAGCGUUGCUUAGAGUGCCAUGGCUGCUGAAAGAUCUACUGCGCACGCGCAUUUGUGCCAAGGAUUAUGGCAUUGAACUGAAAGCGAAAUCUAUCGGCGAGCUGGGUACGCGCAAACAAAUGGACGUAAAAAACAGUUAUUACCUGAAUUUACUGCCAAGAGAAUAUGUAGGUGCACUGUGCCAAAUGUUAGCGACACAAGCAAAAGCGAAAUCAACAACAACAGCUGCAGCAGACGACACGCAAGACGAAAAUGUGGUUACGGAACCGCCUUUAAAUCUUACUAUCGACAAGAAAUUGAAAAAAGACGAUUUCCGAAUCAUCGACGGCACGCAAAAGAAGCUAGUUACAACCGAAACCACAAAUCUCGGUGACGAUAUUGCAACUGAAAGCGCUGAAGCAACAUCUAGCGGUGAUGGUGCACCACCGCCAACAACAACAACAGGCACAACGGAAAGUGGGACAGCGGAAGCAGAGCAAAUUGCACGUCCACCACAAGCGAACAUAGACGACGCAACGACAACUACACAUGCGCCACAUACGAGCGAUAGCAAGGAACCAACACCCGAUGUAAAUAUAUUCAAUGUACCUGCACAUAAAGAACAACAAGAACUGCAAAAACCAUCGCAACCCAGCGAACCAAGCAUUGGCAGCCACACAGAGGAGCAGCAGAGCAGCGGUGACUCAAGUGAUGACAGCAGCGCUCCAAGCAGCACAACGACUUCGAUACCGCCUGUAAACGGCGACACUCUCAAAGUGCUUGCCGACAGCUCGAGCAGCGAUAACGCGCCACCGACGCUUCAACCAACGCCAACAACUACAGUCAACCCCUCAGUGGGCACACGCAGUGAAGAGGAUGCCGCCUCUUGGGAGAACAUCGAUAAUUUGAUUACUUCUACGACAGCAGCGCCGAGUGGCGGCGAGGCGAGCGCGCAUGGCAAUCAGCCUGGCGUGAACCUACAGCAGAAAAUACCCAGUGGUCCACAAUCGGAGAGCGUCUUCAUACGCCUGUCCAAUCGUAUUAAGGCGCUUGAACGGAAUAUGUCCCUGUCGGGUCAAUACCUGGAAGAACUAUCACGACGCUAUAAAAAACAAGUUGAAGAGCUACAACUCACACUCACGCAAACGGUGCAAACAGUACGCACGCUGGAGGAACAGAAUCGCCGCCAAAGCGAGCUACAACAAUUGCUCGCGCAACGCAAUGCCCAACUGAAGGAGGAACUGGACGACCUGUCGCUACAGGUGCACGCAUGCAUCGUAGUCAUAAUCUUUGUGGGCGCCUUUGUCUUUCUCGUACUUCUGGUUAGUAUACUCUUCUAUCGUUCAAUGCGUCGUGAAACUAAGGAAGUGCUAGCACUCUACACCAGCGCGAAUCGAAAGAAGACAGCUAGUGCGGUGGCUGCAAUGCAGAAAAAACUCAAUCGACGUAAGUCAUUUGAAGAUUUCUCUGAUCAUCAGCAGAGCGGGGAGAAAAUGCGACGACCCAGUGAGGAGGCGCUUAUGAUACUGAAGGAAAGCAGUGAUGGUAAAGCUGUCGAAGCUGUUGGCGAUACCGCGAAAAAUAUAACACAGCGUGAACGGAAAAUGUCCAUUUGUUACAGCAACAAUAUGGGCGGAACGAAUCUCUCGCAUGAUGCCACUAGCGCGCGUACGGAAGGCGAGUCGAGUGCUCAAAAUAUCAGGCAGCGACGCAAAGGCGAAAAACAUUCCUGGCCAAAUACCGAACAUGCGCAACAGCAGGCACGACGUCAUCUCGCCCAGCUAAAUGCGACAAACGUUACUGCUGCAGAGCUCAUGGAAAAUUUGGACAAAGUUAAUGGACGACCAUCGCGUGCACCGCCACUUACGUCGGGUGGUGAAUACCACAAUAAGACCACUGGCAAUAAAUCGAGACGAAAAACGCAACUGCCGCGCCGACAAGCCUCCGUAUCGCAUGAUUUUAUGGGCAGCGCGCAUUUAAAUAAUACUGCAUCCCUGGAUAUAGACAGUGCAGCUGAAUACGAUGAAAGUCUACGUCUCGAAGAGGAUGACCUUGACAAUUUCAUACCCACAUCUGACCUAGCGUACAACGAAUUUAUGCCUGAAGGUCCGUCUGGCUAUCAAGUGGACGAUGGUGUGGAGACUGUAGACGGCGUCAACGCAGAUAGCAAGAAAUCGGGCAAAAAGCUAAGUCGUCUAACAGCGCCGGGUUUCUUUAAAUCACCAUUUGGCAAGAGCCGCAACAAACUACGUAACAGUAAAUCGACAAAGCAUCCGCAUGAAUCCACCUCCUGGGAAUGGUAUCGCUCGAAAAAUGCUGAGCCGAAGCCGUUAAGUGGUUCGGUGUCGGCAAGUGGUGGUUUUAUGCGCGCAUCACCAACCGUUAGUUUGGACUCAUCAUCACUCUCGGAAAUUUUACUACCGAACAGUCGUACAGAGAAUUCAUUUCGCAUACUCGAAGAGGCCAUACUUUCAUCGGGCGAGAGCAUAGCCGCGAGCAGUGUAGCAACAACUGGCACAAGUGCCACAGAUAACGGUAAUGGUAAUACACACAGUAAUGGCAGUAGCAUCGCUAGCAAUAGUAAUCGCAGCUCCACAUCCUCUACAUCAACGAAAAAGAAAAAUCGCAGCUUCAACAAAAUAUUUCGCAAAGUAUUUUAGACCAUUUUGAGGUUUUAGUAAUUGCGUAGUUAUUAUUUUCUUAAUUAAUAUAAAGUGUUUGACUAAAAGCAGUGCGCUUAAGAGAACGAGAGAGAAACCGUUAGAAGUAGUUAAAGUUUUGAAAUUCAAGCGCCUUUUGGAGUGCAUUUAAGCAAUGAUUUCCGACACAAGUGCUUACGAAUAGAGCGCCAAGGGAUAUCAGAUAAUUAUCUAUGGUAGACUCGCAAAGUAGUUAUAGUCUGAGUUCAGUCGCAUGAUAUUGCAUAAUACUGUUAAAAUCAGUGACCCCACUAAAAUCUAUAUUUCUUACAAUAAUUUCUACAUAAAACGCAAAGCCGAAAGUCUGAAAUUGUACACAAAUUUACAAAUAUGAAAUAACGAUCACUUCGUGCAUAUUCGUGUAGUUGCGUACGAAGUUAUAAUAGGGUGGUCCAAUUACAAAAUUGCUGCUAAUUUUAGAGAGUUCAGUUUGUAGUUUUCAAAAAACAAAACAUUCAGCAUGUUAGAGCGUUCUUUUGCAACUUUUUUUAGUUUAGAAUUUAUCUCAAAAUCUAUUACUUUUUUCAAAGGGAAAUUAAACAUCCUUACAUUAUUAUUUCAACACAAUCUUUUGCAUAAUUUAAAAUUUGUCAUGUAUUUUACAAAUUUAAUUAAAGAAUUCUACAUAUUUUGACCUGUCUGCAUUGCUUUAUACGCACAUUUUCUUCAGUUCAAGCAUGUUCAAUUACCAAACACUUAAUAUACGCCAUUUUGUGCUUGCCUGCCGAUGUUCUUGUAAUAAAUUUAUUUCUUUAAAAAUAUUAUUUGUUGUUGCAACAAUAUUUUUAUACAAAAUAAUUUUGUUUUUAAUUUAGUUUUUGGUUAAGAGAGUUCAUAAGAAUUAUAUGGCUACGAUCAACAAUUUUGACAAUUCGAUGGAUUGCAAUAAAAAAGAGAAAAUAUAACUAAGUCAACUAUUUGAUGGAAAUGAUGGGAAGAGAGAGAGAGAAGGGAAUGUAGCUUCAAAGCUGUGCUGCAUAAAUUUACGAUUUUCUUAUUUUACAACUGCUCGUUAUUAAACCCGACAACAUGUAAAAUUUAUUCAUUUGAAAUUUUAAACAAAAAACUAUUGUAAUUUUGUGAUUUAAAUAUUUUUCUAAAGUUUUCCAAAUCCUAUUUCUGUCGUAUUUUUAAUAUAUGUCAUGAAUACUUUAGUUUUGUAUAUAUAAUAUUAUAAGCAUGUAUAUGAAGGAAAUAUUCUAUUUAUAUGAACUGUUGUAAGUAGCCAUUGUACGAGGCGAAAAAUUGUUAUUAUUGCAAAAAGAUAGUACAUUUUUGAAAAUUAUUUAACAAAAAGUUUAAAUCGCCUGAUUAUUGUUAUAUAUAAGCAAAUGUAUGUACAUACCAAUAUGUACCUGUGUGUAUAUAGUGGUUAAAAUGUGCAGUGCAUAUAUGUACUCAAACAUAUUUGUAGGCUGUUUAGUAAAAAAAAAUCGAAAGUAUCCGUUUCGGCAAGACUUACAUAUGUACACCUAAAUGGAGUCACCUAGUUACUUAAAAAUUGAAUAUUAUUGCAAAAUAAAUUUUCAAUGUAAGUAGUUACACAUAGAAUAUUGAAUUAUUUUGUAUUUAGAUGAAGAAAACACAACGAUAAAUCAACACAUAUUUUCAUUAAAGAAUUGUGUUGACAAUAAUAAUACACGUAGAUUUUUUUCAUUAAUAUUUGUAUUUUAAAUUUUUUACAGUACCAUGUUUUCUUUCCAGGCAUACACACACAAGUGCAUAUAAAUACAAAUAUUUGGAAUAAGCCUUAAUUGUACUUGUUAUUCAUUCGCAAUUGCCAAUUUGGUAGCUUGUUUAAAUUCAGUUUCGCAUUUUUCUCAUUGUGAGAUUUAUUUUCAUACUAUUUCUAAGUUCCUUUAUUGCAUUAUUUCAUACAAUCAUAAAAUAUUGUUAUAUCAUUUCAUUAUAACGUAAAUAUUUCAUGCAUUCAUUAGUUUGUAAAUUAAAUUCUAAUUUUAUUCAUAUGAAAUGUAUUUUAAAGCAAUUGUUAUACAUAUGUAAGUACAUAGGUAUAAGUUUAUUUGUUCAAAUAUUAUUUUUGAUUAAUUUGUAAAUUCAAUGGCUAAUUUAUUUAAAAUUGCUAUUGAUUGUAAGCUCUUAAAUAUUCUUUCAUGUGUAUAUUUCUAACUUGUAGUUGUACAUUUAUGUAAGAGCGCGUACAUUUAUGUAUUUGUAAGAGAUAUUGCGUUUAUAGCAUAAAAUAAUGCAACGCCAUAAAGCUGUUUUGUCUGUCUAUAGGCGUUAUGUAUUUAAUAAAAAAGGAUGUAGUAGUAUUUUAGGUAAAAUAAAUAUACAUUGGACUUUACGAAAUUGCCACAUUCAUAUAAGAAUAAAUACAAAUAAAUU